This is a messenger RNA of Epinephelus fuscoguttatus (brown-marbled grouper), 2878 nucleotides long. It is a transcript of the gene rhbdl2, whose product is annotated as rhomboid, veinlet-like 2 (Drosophila). Gene Ontology annotation, molecular function: serine-type endopeptidase activity. The coding region runs from base 434 to 1330 and encodes 298 amino acids. The record is from RefSeq and is a predicted model, not a curated record. NCBI's taxonomy places the organism in Eukaryota, Metazoa, Chordata, Actinopteri, Perciformes, Serranidae. Gene Ontology annotation, cellular component: membrane. The transcript has 8 exons.
CAGGUAGGCUGUUGAUGUCGCGCGCAGGGCUGCAGCCAUCUGUACUCACUGCUGUUUCUGUAAAACUGUCCUGUGUCUGAGAGGAAGAGGGGGGCAUCUGAGGGUUGUUUGCACUGAGGAAGGAAGCAGGAAAAGCAAUGAAAUGUCUAUAAUUAACUCCAAGUGCUCCUUCUUCUGUUUUUUUCCCCGGAUCUCACAGUGACGUUUGGGUUGAAGAAGGGACUCCGCGGUGUGUGUGAAGACAUGGAGGAGUGGUGCUGAAAGCGUCAUUGUUGGGUAUAUUUUUAACUCCAGUACAGUAUAUGAACUUAUGCACUCCUCAGCUCUCACACUGAGCUUUUUGGAUUAGUUUAGCCGGAUCAAUAUUUAUGCGUUUGGGACCGUCUGGAGCCAUCUGCACUCUUCCUGGUGGAGGUUUAGGACUGACACAGUGAUGGAGGACAUUGACAUCGAGCAGCAGGAACCGCUUCCUGUCGACCGAGAUGGGAGACCGCUCAGGAACGCAGGGGACGAGCCUGACAGUAGCAGAAAGAUGGGAUGUUGUGAGAAGUUCCAGCACUCUGUCUCCAAAUGGAUGCUUCCAGCAGACGUCCGCAGCAAGUACCUGGAACGGGCCAACUGCUGCCCGCCCCCCAUCUUCAUCAUCCUCAUCAGUAUUGCAGAGCUGGCAGUGUUUAUCUACUACGCUGUGUGGAAGCCUCAGAAGCAGUGGGUGACCCUGGAGGAAGGCAUCUGGAAGAGUCGCCUCACAUACAAGCCUGAGUGCAGGCAGCAAGCAUGGCGCUUUAUCUCCUACAUGUUUGUCCACGCUGGUGUGGAGCACAUCGUGGGCAACCUGGUGAUGCAGCUGCUGGUGGGCAUCCCGCUGGAGCUGGUUCACAAAGGCUUUGAAGUGGGAAUGGUUUACCUGGCCGGCGUCCUGGCAGGAUCGUUGGCCAGCUCCAUCUUUGAUCCUCUCAGUGCUUUGGUGGGAGCGUCUGGGGGUGUGUAUGCUCUGAUAGGAGGCUACUUUAUGAACGCAGUGGUGAAUUUCCGAGAGAUGAUCCCUGUCCUUGGAGUAUUUCGUAUCCUCGCCAUAGUGAUAUUUGUUGCCACAGAUUUUGGAUUUGCCUUCUACAGAAGAUUUGUCAGCGACGAUGCUGGCAUGAAGGUGUCCUUUGUGGCUCACUUUGCAGGGAUCGUGGCCGGUAUGACCAUCGGCUACGUCUUCUUUAGCGCUUACAACAAGAAGCUGCUCAAAGACCCACGCUUCUGGCUGUGUAUACUGGGAUAUGUAGCCUUUGUGAUCUUCGCUGUGGUCUUCAACAUCUUCCUGACCCCAGCAACAUAAGAACAUGAAGCUGCACCAACCCUUUAUUUGUUUUUAAGUUAACACGAAAUGCCUUAAUGUCACACUACUCAGGAAGCUGUAUUUUACUGAUGUUGUUCAGAGGAAAGUUGCAGGGAGUUUGUAAAUGUAGUGCAAAGGGUGUUUUUUUUAAAAUUAUUUUUCUAUCAGAUUUUCCUUUUUAGAGCUGAAUGUGUGCGCUCAAGGGGAAGGGUGCUUCCUGCUGUUCAUGUGUAGUAUUGCAGAAGGCAUAUUUUGCACUAAAGACAAUGGUGAGCAAAACGUGCCUUUAAAAAGUGAGUAAAUUAGAACUGAAUUAAAUGUUUAUGUACUUUUUUUAAUAUGUUGUCAUUGAUAUUUGUAGUUUUUUUGAUGUGAGAUCUCUUUGUGCUUGUCAUCAGGAUAUUACUGAACACACUGGUCCUAUGUCAUAUCAUUUUUCUUUAAAAGUAAAUAAUGCUCAGGCUGUUAAAUCAUCAAGGACUCUUAUGGACUCUCAGUAUUCAUAAAAUGUGCCUUAAACAUGGUGACAUCACUACAUUAAACACUAAAUUUGACGAGUCUCAGGUAAACAUGGGAUAUUUUUAAAAAAUCCUGGUGUUGCUCCUGACGUCUGUAAGGAAAACAGCUGGUUUACCAACAGGCCGUGGCUUAAUGCCAAGCUAUUGUUUCAGUCACAUCCUGUUGACCAGACACGGCCAAUUACACACGAGUUACAGAUCUCUGUCGGUCAUGCUCGUUGUUUUUUAACCUUGGAAAUAGAAAACUUAGGCUUCAAACAUCAACACCCAGCUUUUAAAACGUCAUUUACUAUAGUGAAAAUAAACAGUGGUUGGUAUUGUACAAUACUCCCACUUAACUUGAGGGAAACUGUUGAACGUUAAGUGGAAGUUACAGCUUUCAGACGGUACAUUUUCUGUUUCAUGAGCAUGGAAAUGGAAAAACUAAACUUGUGGUGUGAGCAGAGGGCAUUGGGUACAUGUUGAAUUUAGAAACAGAUGUUAUGUUUGUACUUUUAUCUAAAACCACAGGUAAAUUACAACCAAAGACACCUCCUACACCUGGCUUUUGCAUUUCCACGGCUCAGUGUUUAAAGUAUUUUAUUAAAACCUGAUGUUUUUUUUGAUGAAUUUGAUGUCAAAUUGAAUCUUCUGUAGAAACAGGACAAGAUUAUUGAUUUUGUCUGAUGAAUGUGAACAGAAUUAACACUAAAAACUACAUUUUCACUGGUUGGUCUUCCAACUCAUUGUCAAUUAGCAGAUAACAUAGUGUGUGUAUAGCAGUCUAAUGUUUGAUGUUGUGCAGACUCUGCUACAUAUAUUUGAUUGUACCCGUAUGGCAGUGACAGCUUUUUAUAGUAUGGAAAGUUCCAUAGUUUCCAAACAGCUCAUCAAUAUAACUUAGUGCAUCAAUAUUCAAUUACCAUGAGCUUGUUUGCCUUGACCCUGAAACAGUGGGAAAUGGUAUGUUGCCCUCUCUAGCACAGCAAUCGAAAAAAAAUCUGAUGUCACAGGACAGAACUGCUGAAACAUUAAAAUCUGCCAGAUUUCA